AUGGCUCGCCUUUAUGAUGCCAUUGAACCUGAAGUUGUAUCGAUGGUAAUGCUUGAAGAAGCUGUUGAAUCCUUGAGGGCUGACGGUGAAAAUUUAUUAAUACCAAAAGAAGGAAAACUCGACUAUAGUGAAGUACAAGCAAUUCGAUUAGAUUUUAGAAAUAUUCUACGUAUUGAAAAUUUAUGGAUGUUUACAAAUCUAACAAAACUUCAAAUGGAUAAUAAUAUUAUCGAGCGAAUUGAAGGUUUAGAUACACUUCAAAAACUGACAUGGCUUGAUCUAUCGUUCAACAAUAUCACAAGGAUCGAGGGUCUUGACUCUUUGACAGAAUUAACCGAUUUAUCAUUGUACAAUAACAGAAUUAAAGUCAUCGAAAAUAUGGACAUAUUGAAAAAAUUAGACGUAUUUUCAAUUGGAAAUAAUCAAAUCGAGGACGAAAAUAGCAUACGGUAUUUACGGCGUUUUUCUGGUUUACGUACAUUAUGUUUAAAAGGCAAUCCAUUUGCAACCAAACCAAAUUAUUAUGAGUUUGUUAUCUCUCAUUUACCACAAAUAAAUUUUCUGGAUUAUAAACUUAUUGAUGAUGCACCGAGAGAAGAAGCGAGCAAAAAAUAUGAAAUUCAACUUCAACAAUUACUUACAUUAGAAGAACAAGAACAUGAAAAACAAGGGAAAUUAGAUGAGCAAACAAAAAAAUAUCAUCUCUACAAAGAUGCAUUUGUUGAAAAUAUGGAUGAAAAUCAAUUAUUUGCAACAAUGUUUAAAGAAGAUGUUGAAGGCUUGAAAUUAGUGAAGGUACCGGGUGCUGAUGAGAUUUUAACACAAUUUGAACAAAAAUUUAGUACAAUUGUUAGAGCAAUGUUCGAUUCCGGACUUCGAGAAAAAGAGUUACGUGAUAGAGAAAUUGAAGACUUUUGGGCAUGUAUCAAUGAAGCAAAAGAUGAAAAUACGAGAAAAGCAGCGGUUGUUGUGGAAGAAUUUAAAAUAUAUCGAACGAAAGUAUUUGAUAAAAAGCAACUACCCUUCAAAAGUUGUUGA
Messenger RNA from Didymodactylos carnosus, 1038 nucleotides. NCBI's taxonomy places the organism in Eukaryota, Metazoa, Rotifera, Eurotatoria, Philodinida, Philodinidae. The record is from the annotation of a GenBank genome assembly.